GUAGGCGAGAGUUGCUGUCGCUCCGAGGAAGCUUAGAUGCUCAGUGCCGCCUCACGUACUCUUGCGAGCAGACCCACACCAACUUAGCCACCAUGGGCAAUCCCAAAGUCUUUUUCGACAUUGCCGCUGACAACCAGCCCGUUGGCAGGAUCGUCAUGGAGCUCCGCGCCGACGUGGUCCCCAAGACGGCCGAGAACUUCCGGUCGCUGUGCACGGGCGAGAAGGGCUUCGGCUACAAGGGCUCGUGCUUCCACCGCGUGAUCCCCAACUUCAUGUGCCAGGGCGGCGACUUCACCGCCGGCAACGGCACGGGCGGCAAGUCCAUCUACGGCAACAAAUUCGAGGACGAGAACUUCGCUCUGAAGCACACCGGCCCCGGCAUCCUGUCCAUGGCCAACGCCGGCCCCAACACCAACGGGUCGCAGUUCUUCAUCUGCACCGUCAAAACCUCCUGGCUGGACAACAAGCACGUGGUCUUCGGCACCGUGGUGGAGGGCAUGGACGUCGUGCGCCAGGUCGAGGGCUUCGGCACGCCCAACGGCUCGUGCAAGCGGAAAGUGGUGAUCGCCAACUGCGGCCAGCUGUAAAGUCUCAGAACAUUCCGCCUUAGCCGCCCACAGUUUUUUUUUCUGAUGUAAUUGAGGAUCCAGGAUAUAAUCUUUGCUGUAUUGGCACUUCAGUGUUAAAUUUCGGCUUGAAAAUUUAAUGCUAUAUAACGUAAAGGUGGUGAAACAGGAUAGGUGUUCUUCCAUUUUUUUUGUUUUAUUAGUUUCAUAAGUGGUCAUGUUCUGGAAAUGUUGACGCAUUAUGCUGAUAUUCAGCAUUUCGUCUUCUCACUUCAUCAAUAAAUCACCAACAACC
Molecule: messenger RNA, 861 nt
Organism: Penaeus vannamei (Pacific white shrimp)
Lineage: Eukaryota; Metazoa; Arthropoda; Malacostraca; Decapoda; Penaeidae
Product: peptidyl-prolyl cis-trans isomerase
Biological process (GO): protein peptidyl-prolyl isomerization; protein folding
Cellular component (GO): intracellular membrane-bounded organelle
Molecular function (GO): peptidyl-prolyl cis-trans isomerase activity
Source: RefSeq, a predicted model, not a curated record